GACAGCAUUUGCUUGAAUUGACAACAGCAUACUCCUCCAUCCACGGUACGAGCGCGCGGUCCUCAGCCUAGCGCGUUCUUCGAUUUCGAGCACACGGACCUCCUGUUGCCAACCAGCUGUAGCAUAACAACAGUCGUCACCACCACGUCUCUACCGUUCUCUCUUCUUCUUCUUCUAUCACUGAACAUCUAUGAUGACACCUCGACCAUUCUCAGCACCUGCACGUUCUUCUUCACCUGCUCCUCCAAAGUCCUCCAUCGCAACGAUCACUUCUGCCCCCCCGCUCUUCGCAUUUCGAACGGCAUACUUCUCUACCGCAUGUACACCCGAUUAUAUCCAAAGCUGGGUCUUGAACGGGGGUACGUUGGCGGAAAAGCCAACAAAGAAAGUGGAGUAUAUCUUCGCGAUGGAGUCGAGGUUGGAGAUAUCGAGCCUUCCAAAACAUGCAGUUGUCUUUGCUCCGACUUGGCUUACCGCCUCCUUAAAUGCGGGGUUCCUCGUGCCGGUUGCACUUCACGCCAUAAGGCAUUCACGAUUCGAGCAGCAAGGCCAUCCCCACAAAUCACCCUCCUUCACCCGCCCCACUCCCUCCAACAAACGUCCCCUCUCCGAUAUCCUCUCCCUAGAAACCGAAACACCCUCUCAACCCUCCAAACGCCGUAAACGCGAAAGUCUCGAGUCUGCUUUGGGUCAUCUCGGAGAUUGUAUGCGCCUAUUUGGAGAGGAGGGGUCGAGUACGCCUGAUGCAUCAUUCACCAUUCCCACCAUCUCGACGGAUACGAAGAGGAGGACGCCGAUGGGGAGAAGUUCUAGGAAGGGAGUAUAUACAGCGCCAGCCGGGAGCACACAUCGCAAGCCUUUCUUUAUUGGUAGUAGUGCGGUUAAGGAGCUGCCGAAGACGAGGCCGGUGGGCUGCGUGGAGUUGAAGUUGGAGGACGUCUUUGGGGGUGAGAUGGGUGAGGGGAUGGUCGAGGUCGAGCCCAUUGGUGUUGAACGUGAGGAGGGCAGGGUGCUUCUUAGGUUGAAGACGUAG
Messenger RNA from Saitoella complicata NRRL Y-17804, 1033 nucleotides. RefSeq lists its product as uncharacterized. The record is from RefSeq and is a predicted model, not a curated record. NCBI's taxonomy places the organism in Eukaryota, Fungi, Ascomycota, Saitoellomycetes, Saitoellales, Saitoellaceae. Bases 191 to 1033 code for a protein of 280 amino acids. The transcript has 4 exons.